AUGGCGGACUCGAGCACGACGAACGGCGAAUUGCAAGUGCCACAUCCACAUCAAACUCCUCCUCCGGCGGCUGUGGUGGACCUCGAGGCCGAAGGACGUGCACAUUGGACAAACGACAGGGCUCAAUGCUCAGCUACGACCACAGAAAAGAAGAAGAACAAUAAUAAUACAGCCAGUACCUCACGGCAAGGAGAGCAACAACAACAACGGACUAGUCGUAGUAAUAAUAAUGAUAAUAAUAAUAAAACAACAGAGGAAGAAACAGUUGGCCUGGAAGAUGAUGAAGAUGACGAAGAAGAAGAUAUUUGUGCUGUGGAAGAAGAAGAUCAUCUGGAAGAAGAAGAGGACCAUUUAGAAGACCCUGGACAGGGAGAAGACCAUGAAAUCGACAUGCAAAGUCACCUGGAGGCGUUGCAAGUGGUGUGCACAGCAGCGACGAAUUCCGCUUCGUCGGAAGGAGAAGAUGGCUGUUCGUCUUCGUUUAAUUUUCACAUGGAGAAUAAACACACCCAAAGAAAAACCGACACAGAUAUGCGAACGUUAAGCUCUUAUUUGAAAUCGUUAAAUGAGAGCCGUAGUCCUGAAAUGAUCCCCCCAGUUGAAUUGGACAACUACCUGUCCAGUUUUUUUAUGGUUGUUCGAAAAGCAGACGGCAGCGAAUACGAACCUAAGACCCUACGGGCCAUUAUGGCUAGCAUUGAACGUUAUCUCCGCUGUAGGAAUUAUCCAGUCUCAAUUACUAGAGACUAUAUUUUUUCCAAAACAAGAGAUUCGCUGAAGGAAAAGCAAAGGAUCCUGAAAGAACAAGGGAUUGGAAACAAACCCCGACCCCCAGCAGAUCCUCUCGGUGUCCUGGUCGCCCAGAGGGUGAACCAGUUAUAUGCUAAACAAAACAUGGGGCCUUAUAAUCCCUUAUCGGUUGUCAGCACAUUAAUUUUUGUUUUCAUCGUACACUUUAGACUACGUAAAGCAGUCGACCACAAGAAUUUGCUCUGGGGAGAUAUCCAACUAAAAGUAGAUAAAAAUGGAAGGGAGUAUUUGGUAUAUCGACCCCAGAGCCUUCCAUCCCUGCCUCCACACAUAGAGAACCACAUCCGGCGCACAUAUAACAUAUACGCACAACCUGAACGACCAGAGCGAGACCCGGUGGCUAUCUAUCAAUUGUACAACGAGAAGAGGCCUGCUUCGAUGAAAUAUAGUAAUUCACCAUUUUACUUAGGUAUCUUCAGCCUUAACCCUUUGCCUUUCCAAGACUGGUACCGUGCCUCGGCUAUGGGCAUUAACAAACUUUGUGACUUGGUCAAGCAGAUACGCUCCAUCACUGGUCUCCCCCGGGCAAUGUAUGCCCAAGACUCACCAUUCCUCAGUCCGCAGUUCAUCUCCAACGCACUGAUGGGUCCCGACCCAUCGAAAAGCGAAGUGGAAGCGGCAGCGGCCCUAGUCUCCACUAACCCUCACCAUGAUUUAUCUGUCAUGGACACUGUUGUUUAUAAUGUAGAUUCGGACAGUGAAAGUGUUACAGAACAACAAUCGAAUAUGUCAUUUAUUGGAAGUUUGGAGAAUCAGUCAAGCGUGGAAGAAAAUCUGCACGGAGAAGAUUUGACGAUGCACGACAAAGACGACGACGACGACGACGAUGACAAUGGAUCUCAUUUGGCCAGAGAAGAUGUAUUCCUGACGCUAGAACAAGCCAAAGAACAGUUCCUUUUGUUACUUCAGCGAAUGGAUAUUGAUGCCUUGGUAGCCUUUGAUAAAUGGCUAAAACUGAUGAGAAUUAGUCGAAACCCUGUCACUGGAAAAGUGAUUUGCCGUGAGAAUACUGUUCACAGUGCUGGGAAUUCACAGACUCCGACUGGACACAGUGACGAGGGUGAAGACUACAAAGACUUGUCUGGCCCUACCAUAAGUGGAGUGUAUGGCUCUUUCCCCAACACAAACAUUACUGUGAACAUUACACUAAGCCCCCAAGCCUUAAUGGGGCAGGGUCCAAUCACAGUUACAGCCAGUACUGCUGGUGCCAACAGUGGAGGUGGAACAGGAGCAAGUGGGAGUGGCCUGAAUGCUUCACUAACAAAUGGUCUCAGAUCUUCUACUCAAUCUUCAGCUAACACUGCAACCAUUGACCUAAGCCAGGCUAUCCCUUCAACCUCACGUGGAGUUACUGGGAGCAGCACCAGUGCAGAGGAACGCAUCCAUGCUAUGGCUGUGGGCAGUUUCACACAUUCCAAAUCUCAUUCUAACCGAGCCUUAAAGUCCAGUUCCAGUAGCCAUCGAUCUGGUGGGGCUAGACUUGACCAUAGUGGCCAACCUGCCUUUCCCAUUCAUCUCAUUCCCAACAACGCCAGCUAUGAAGCCAGUGUAAGUAAAAAGAGCCGACUAGAUGUUGGCCCCAUUUCAACAUCAGCUGCAUCGCCCACGAUCAACUCAUCAAGCUCUUUGUCCAUAAUAGACCAGAUGGAUCGGGCACGUUUGAAGCGAAUACUUUCAAAGCCAAGCAGCAGCAUUUCACGAGGCUUAUAUCACGGGAUUUCAGGAACAUCAUCCUCUUCUGCUCUUCGACACAGUGCCAGUGCUAGUCAGGCACGACAGACAUCGGCUACUGCAACUUCCACUUCUGCUACCACAACUAGUGCAGCACACAGCCGAUAUGUAGCCCUCGGCUCCAAGGAUGGCAACUCCUCUGACAACUCUGUCAUUUUCAUCAAGCAAGACCCUGACUGA
Acanthosepion pharaonis is the source of this 2721-nucleotide messenger RNA. The record is from the annotation of a GenBank genome assembly. Lineage: Eukaryota; Metazoa; Mollusca; Cephalopoda; Sepiida; Sepiidae.